AUGCCUGCAGAGAUGGCGGCUAAGCCCGGCACCAAGACGAGAGGAGAAGAUGAAGAAGUAGCACGGCGGAGGUUGUUCAAGGGAACUCGUUUGUGCAAGUUCUUUUUAGCUGGCUGCUGCUCACGUGGAGAAACCUGCAAUUUUGCGCACUCCGUCGAUGACCUCAAGCAAUUUCCGGACUUCUCCAAGACUAGGCUGUGUGAGCCCUUCAUGAAGAGUGGCACAUGUGAGCAGGGCACCUUGGCCUGCCAGCAACACUGUAGCAACAUCAACGUGUCGUCCAGCGGAAACUGUGUCAAUUGCAAGUUUGCUCAUUGCCGUGAUGAGCUUCGACCAAGCUACAUCUCCUCCGCGAAGUCUAAACGGGCUGCAACCGGGGCAGCUUCUUCACAAGUUCCACAAGAGCCAGCGCAGGCAUGGACCGAGAUUGAACAUUGCUCUAACUUGCUCUUCGACAGUGAAGCCUUGCAGGUGCCAGCGACAGCUGGCCAGGAAGGAGAACAGCCGGUCUCCCAGCUUCAAUCGUUGAUGCCAGCGACGAAGGCCGGCAUCAUUCACAGCGCCGCCAUGUACACCCUGAUCUUGCAGGGGCUCAGCGGCCAAGGCGGUCAGGGUGGACAAGGACCAACAGGACAAGGAGUAGGAUCUGGACAGGCAAGGUGUGAGUCCCUACGGCUUCCCAUGCAGUGUACCACCGGCCAGCCAUGCCAGCCUGAAAGGGUAUGCCCCGCAUCACCAUGCGAGAUAGACAAGGGAGGCUCCAACUGGAGCAGGCAGUCCACAGAAGUGGUAGACGAAGAUGGACGUCGUUUCAGCCGGCAAACUACAGAGGACCCGAGCUACAGUCGCCAGACAACUGCCUUUAGCCGCCAAACUACUGAGGAACCUUCUUACAUCGUCGGCAGCAGCCGUCAAGCACCAGAAGAGCCGCGACGGCCAUUGCCGCUUUCGGAGCUACUCAGCCUUCCAGAGCCUGAACCCGGUGAGCCCACCGAGUCCUCUCAGCAGCCCAGCAGAGCGGUGAGUCGUGGCAGCUCCGAGUACGAAGCACGGGAGCGCUCUGAAGAGCUCAAUGUUCGGUUGAAGAACACCUUCCUCCAUUUUGAGACGGCACAAACAUCAGAUGCGAGCACAAAGGUGAAGGCGCGCCCCUCUUCGUUGCCACCAAACUUCCUCGGGCGUGGUCCUGGAAUGAAUGGACGCUCAGGUAGUUAG
This is a messenger RNA of Symbiodinium sp. CCMP2456, 1215 nucleotides long. NCBI's taxonomy places the organism in Eukaryota, Dinophyceae, Suessiales, Symbiodiniaceae. The record is from the annotation of a GenBank genome assembly.